This is a messenger RNA of Oncorhynchus tshawytscha (Chinook salmon), 1941 nucleotides long. Its product is annotated as protein phosphatase 1 regulatory subunit 14C-like. Gene Ontology annotation, biological process: regulation of phosphorylation. Bases 104 to 529 code for a protein of 141 amino acids. The record is from RefSeq and is a predicted model, not a curated record. The transcript is spliced from 4 exons. Gene Ontology annotation, molecular function: protein serine/threonine phosphatase inhibitor activity. Lineage: Eukaryota; Metazoa; Chordata; Actinopteri; Salmoniformes; Salmonidae. Gene Ontology annotation, cellular component: cytoplasm.
CUGCGCUUUAAAUAGCAGGUGUUUGAAAACUGUUCAUGCUCAGCCUGUCACCACUGUAGGUCUGCCUGCUCCCUCUCUCUUUAACUCCGUCAAAACACACGCGAUGUCAGCCGCCAGCACCGAGACGAGCGCCCAGUUGCCCGCGUCCGCCAGCCGGGUGUUCUUCCAGCCGCCGGCCGGGGUUGGGUGCGCUGGUUCCGGCCCCAUUCCGCGGGAUGACCCGGUCCAGAGGAAGCAGGGAAAAGUGACGGUGAAGUACGACAGGAAGGAGCUGCGGAAGAGACUGAUACUGGAGGAGUGGAUCAUUGAACAACUCAGCGAUCUGUACGACUGUGAGGAAGAGGAGAUGCCGGAGGUAGAGAUAGAUAUUGAUGACCUACUGGAAGUCAACAGUGAAGAUGAGAGAGCUGUCAAACUACAGGAAUCCUUAAUAGACUGCUAUAAACCCACGGAGGUCUUUGUCAGGGAGUUGUUAGGGAGGAUACGAGGGAUGAGGAAACUCAGUGCGCCCACCAAGAAGGGCCUAUAAUGGUUGUCUACCCACUCUGCUGUGGAUCGGCAAUAACCCAGCUGCAGUUCAUCCACAACGACUGCAGCUAGACCGCAAAUGGACAAGUACAGACUGGACUCAACUGCUCGUGUCAACAUGGAUUUAGCUACCCAGUAGCUUAGUGACCAUUACCCCUAAAUAACUUUACAACAGUACAGCUGAGAUACAGCACCUCUACAGCUGAGAUACAGCACCUCUACAGCUGAGAUACAGCACCUCUACAGCUGAGAUACAGCACCUCUACAGCUGAGAUACAGCACCUCUACAGCUGAAAUACAUCACCUCUCAGCACCUCUACAGCUGAGAUACAGCACCUCUACAGCUGAGAUACAGCACCUCUACAGCUGAGAUACAGCACCUCUACAUCUGAGAUACAGCACCUCUACAGCUGAGAUACAGCACCUCUACAGCUGAGAUACAUCACCUCUACAGCUGAGAUACAGCACCUCUACAGCUGAGAUACAGCACCUCUACAGCUGAGAUACAGCACCUCUCUACAGCUGAGAUACAUCACCUCUACAGCUGAGAUACAGCACCUCUACAGCUGAGAUACAGCACCUCUACAGCUGAGAUACAGCACCUCUACAGCUGAGAUACAGCACCUCUACAGCUGAGAUACAGCACCUCGACAGCUGAGAUACAGCACCUCUACAGCUGAGAUACAGCACCUCUACAGCUGAGAUACAGCACCUCUCUACAGCUGAGUUACAGCACCUCGACAGCUGAGAUACAUCACCUCUCAGCACCUCUACAGCUGAGAUACAGCACCUCUACAGCUGAGAUACAGCACCUCUACAGCACCUCUACAGCUGAGAUACAGCACCUCUACAGCUGAGAUACAGCACCUCUACAGCACUUCUACAGCUGAGAUACAGCACCCCUACAGCUGAGAUACAGCACCUCUACAGCACUUCUACAGCUAGUUUAACAGUCUUUAUGUGACUAAAAUGCCGUAUCUCUACACUACAGCCGUAACUCUACACUACAGCCCUAACUCUACACUACAGCCCUAACUCUACACUACAGCCCUAACUCUACACUACAGCCCCAACUCUACACUACAGCCCUAACUCUACACUACAGCCCUAACUCUACACUACAGCCCUAACUCUACACUACAGCCCUAACUCUACACUACAGCCCCAACUCUACACUACAGCCCUAACUCUACACUACAGCCCUAACUCUACACUACAGCCGUAACUCCACACUACAGCCAUAUCUCUACACUACACUACAGCCGUAACUCCACACUACAGCCAUAUCUCUACACUACACUACAGCCGUAACUCCACACUACAGCCGUAUCUCUACACUACACUACAGCCGUAACUCCACACUACAGCCGUAUCUCUACACUACACUACAGCCGUAACUCUACACUACAGCCG